Messenger RNA from Necator americanus (New World hookworm), 759 nucleotides. RefSeq lists its product as uncharacterized. The coding region runs from base 1 to 759 and encodes 252 amino acids. The record is from RefSeq and is a predicted model, not a curated record. The transcript has 2 exons. Lineage: Eukaryota; Metazoa; Nematoda; Chromadorea; Rhabditida; Ancylostomatidae.
AUGGCGAUCUGUACUUAUAACGCUCGUACGCUUGCAUCGGAAGCGGCUAUCGAAGAUCUGAUGAUGCAAGCCAAGAAGAUCAAGUACGACGUCAUCGGACUGAACGAGACGAGACGACGUCACCCUCUCAACGCCGUGUAUGAAACUGGAGAAGAACUGUUCUUAGGAACAUGCGACAGUAGAGGUGUUGGUGGAGUUGGCGUCCUCGUCAACACGAGAACGGCAAAGAACAGCGACUUCUUCGGACAACUUACGACCCGAAUCGAACGGCUGCGGAUAAGAAGAUGUGGUCCAACGCCGGCUUUGACAAUCUUCGUCUCUUACGCUCCAACAUCAAGCUACGAAGAAGAAAAUGUCGAAGCUUUCUAUAUGGACCUAGAGAAAACUAUCAAUAACUGGGAUCUUUUCGCCACGCCUUUCGGACUCGGGUCGGGCUUUUGGGAAGAUUCCACAGUGGACAGCAUCGACGGGCAAUACGAUCGGCUCGUUGAACAUCUUCAUGACAGCCAGAGGGAGGCUCACAGUUCUAAAACCACCAAGAGAUGCCCGUUCCCGGAAACUCUAGGGCUGAUACGUGAGCGUGGAGCUGCACGAGCAGCAGGCAACCAGCAACUCACGUCCGAGUUUGCAUGGCUUUGCAGAGAUGCGAUAAAGCAAGACCUCAAAGAGAGGAAAGCAGAAGUGUUGGCUGAUGCUGCUGAGGCAGAAAAAGCAUUCGAUACGCUCGUCGAGAAUUCGCCAAUCGAAAGACGAGGAUGA